UAUUGUGUUUCAUUUUGCAAUCGGAGGUGUGCUGACAUACAGCUGAGAAGAAAGCUGAUCAUUCGGAGGCUAACGACGGAGGCUAACGAUGGCUCGGGUUGCCUGUCUAGGAAACUGCUUACUUCUGCUGUUCGUGAUAAUGGUCGUGCAGGAAGACGCGAACGGCGGGAGGCAUGGGCGAGCGAGGACAAAGAGAGAGUGGGUCAUUCCUCCACCACACCUGGUAGAAAACAAGGAUUACACGAGGAAGGCGUUCAUUGCCAAGAUAAGAUCUGACAAAGCGGAGCCGACUGAGAAGUUGAUCUACGACUUGCAUGGGCCUGGUGCUGACCUGCCGCCAGUGAACUUGUUCAUCCUUAACCAAACAAGCGGCUUUGUCAGAAUUACUGGAAUUUUGGACAGAGAAGCCAUUGCAAACUACACACUAUCUGCCUCUGCACGAUUUCUAAGGAACUUGACAUUAGCAGAAGACUAUCUCACCAUAAAAAUUGUCGUUACUGACGUAAAUGACAACGCGCCUGUAUUUUUCAAAUCAGGCUUGCCUGAUGGUUCUGUCCAUGAGUCAAGUCCAAUAGGUACGUUAGCGGCACAAGUACGUGCCACAGAUGCUGACCAGGCCGGCACCCCUCACACGGAUCUUCGAUAUGAAAUUAUUAAGCAAGUACCAAAAUCCAAGAUGAUGUUCUACGUGGAGCCAAAAACCGGGCAAAUUAAGGUCAAAGAGCCCACCCUUGACCGAGAGACACAACAGACCUACAUGUUGACCGUAAAAGCCACUGACAUGGGUGGCUCAGCAACGGGCCUGACGGGAACUGGGACGGUUAUCAUUACGAUCCUGGACAUCAAUGACAACCGUCCGGUCUUGGAUAAUACCUCGUACGCGGGCGAAAUCGAGGAAAAUGCAGCCAACAUUGAAGUGAUGCGAUUGAAAGCAUCAGACCGUGACCAAGCGGGCACGGACAACUGGCGUGCGAAGUACGAAAUAGUCUCAGGAAACGAAGAUGGGUACUUCAGCAUCGAGACUGACCCCAAGACCAACGAGGGCGUGUUAAAGCUAAACAAGCCAGUGGAUUAUGAAAACAUAAACGAGAUAUACAUGGAAGUAGCCGUCGAUAACGAAGCACCUUAUCAGUUUACUUACGGAAAAAUCGAAGGAGCUGGUUAUGGAGAAGGAGAAGGAGCAGGAGGAGGUGAAGGAGCCGGUGAAGGAGGAGGAGCAGGUGCCGGAGGAGGAGCAGGAGGAGUCAGUGGAAGUGCUGGUCGUAAAAAAUACCCGGUUGUACUCAAGGUAAAAAACCUACCGGACGGUCCCAAGUUUGUACCAGCGGUGAAGCCAGUUACAGUCUCAGAGGACAAGGAGAAGAUCACGGUUCCAAUGGUGCUUACCACCUAUCAAGCUGUCGAUGAAGACAGUGGAAAGAUUGCCAAGAAUGUCAGGUACGCAAAGGGCUCUGAUCCAGCCAGCUGGUUAGCAGUGGAUAGCGACACAGGAGAAAUUAAACUCACAAGGGUACCCGAUCGGGAGUCUAAGCAUGUGGUCGACGGCAUAUACUAUGCAAAAAUACUCUGCAUUACAGAUGACUUACCCGCCAGAACUGCCACCGGGACCGUCGCGCUUCACAUAGAGGACGUGAACGAGCACUGUCCCGAGCUGACCAGCAGCCACCAGAGCGUGUGCACGCGGGACAAGGCCGUCUACGUCACCGCUCACGACAGGGACGGCCUGCCCAGCGGCCCUCCCUUCACCUUCCAGUUGCUAAGCGACGGCACGUCAGACGCAUGGGACAUGAGGACCCACAACGACAGCACGGUCGUUCUGACACCCCGGGACUCCCUACAGCCCCGCCCGUACGCGGUGGCCUUCCAAAUAAAGGACAGAGAGGGCCACGCCUGCGCCGAGCCCGAGGUUCUGGACCUCGUCGCCUGCGACUGUUUCGGCGACGGGACCUGCCGACCUGAGGAGGCGCCGCAGCCCUCUGCCAUACUGGCCCGAAAAAACAGGCGUGGCACGUUUGGAGGUCCCGUGCUGGGCAUCCUCGCGGGCGUGCUCUUACUGCUUCUGUUGGUGCCCCUGCUGCUGCUUUCUUGCAGCUCUGAGAGUGGGCUGCUGGUGGAGGAGUUUGCGAACUCGCCCAUCGAGGCCAAAGAGCAGCUGAUUAUAGGUCACACGGAAGGCUUGGGCGAAGACAAGGACGUCUCUCUGAUGGCUGUCCCCGUACUAUCACAAGCAGCACCGGUGUUCGGUGCGGCAAACGCGUCCGCAUUUUGCGCAACGGGAGCGGGCAACGUGAGCGCGGACACCUUAGUGAGAGCCGUGAACGUGAAGGCCGUCUCCGCAGCGAGAACGGGGUACCUGAACGCGGGAUCCUCGGUGAGGUCGGGGAACCUGAACGCGGGAUCUUCAGUGAGAACGGGGUACCUGACCGUAGAUUCCUCGACGAGAGGCGCUCUGCACGAAGUUCAGCGCAGAACGCUCCAAACGGAACUGUUUUCGGGGUGCGGAGCCGACGAGGAAGACGCCCUUCCGCGCGCGUAUCUGCAAGAGUACUACUCGAAGAAAGCUAGCCGUAGAGCUGAAUGCGAGGACAGCCUGCGGGCUUAUGAGUACGAAGGCCAGAGCUCAUCGGCAGGGUCCGUGAGCAGCUGCAGCGAGCAGGAAGUGGACCGCAGCCUGGACUUCCUGGACGGCCUGGACUCCAAGUUCAGGACCCUGGCGCAGAUCUGUAGACGUCAGGAAGCCGCGUCCGAGGUGACGACCGCCAGCGUCGCCGCCGUCGCGGCGAUCAGAACGCCGCCGCCCAGCCGGGCGGAGGGAGUCAGCGUGGAGAAGGUCAACCUGGCCAUGGUCGACCUGGCGAAGGUCAACAUGGAGAAGGUCAACCUGGAGAAGGUCAACGUGGAGAAGGUCAACGCGGAGAAGGUCAACGUGGAGAAGGUCAACGCGGAGAAGGUCAACGUGGCGGCGUCCUCGGCCUGCACAAGGAGGCUGGUCCACGAGGAGGUGGUGCUGCAGGACCAGGCCUUCGUGAUCCCGCAGCCCGUGUACUUGGCGGCCGCUCCCGUCGCUCAGACUCAGUACGUGGUUCGCCCGCAGGUCCAGCAGACGGUGCUGGUCCCCGACACCCUGCAGGGCCUGUACGUGAUGAGCGACGCCCCCGCGGCGGAGAAGGUGGUCGUGCAGGAGGGCAGGGUGGUGGCGGGUCCGGGCGUGCCGGUCGGGGUGCCGCCGGGGGGCUUCGCCAUGGGCGAGGGCCUGGUGCUGGUGACGAACGCGGGCUCGAGCCACGAGCUGCACCGGGCCGGUGCCGGCCCAGGCUUGGUCCAAAUGGGACAGAACAUCGUGCUCCUGGAGGACCGGGUCCUGCACGGGAGCCCGCUGGGCCUGAGCGAGCCGAACGGGUCGGAGAACAUCGCGUUCGUGCAGAGGGGCGAGCGGCACGGCGCAGACCCCGGGGAGAACGUGGUGCUGGUGGACAGCCAGGUGGGCGCGGGGCAGGUGCUGCAGGGGGGUCGGCUGUGGAUCCAACCAGGUACCCUACCGAGGGGCACCGUCUACGGGUCCCAGAACAUCCUGCUGGUGGAGAGAGAGGGCGCGGCGGGCCAGGUUCUGGGGAGCCCAGUCAGCCCUCAGCAGAUAUUACUGGCAGGUCCAGCUGGGUUGUCUCCAGGGUUCGUGCAGGUGACUAGCCCAGAGAACGCGUUCGAUUUUGAGAGGCGGGUGAGAAGUGGACAGGGUACAACGGAGUUAGGGUCAGAUGCCCCAGCGAAGAGAGAAUCUGCUGUGUGAAGUGGUGCGUUUCGAGUGCGGGACAGGGAGGGUGGAAAACCAGCCGUUCUCGGCCCUCGAGGACCAUGAGCUGCGGAUCCCUGGGCUAGGGUGAAUCGAUGAGCUUCUAUCUUCCUAUGUCACGUGCCUUUUGUCCCAUGUCUGACACACUAGUGCAUGUAAAUGUAGUUGACGGAUCAAAGGGCAGUCAUAUCAACCACUGUAUUGUGUUGUGUUUGCAUUGCGUUAACAUUUUUCUUAGAGGGAACAUCCACUGUAAAACAUGACAAAAACAUGUCAACAUUUAGAUAAUGGUCAAUUCAAACUAUCUCUUAUUUGGUUCCUGUUUCAAAUUUAAUUUCUUAUAUUUUUUUUAUUUUUUUAUUCCUGUUUUAAAAAAAACUUUUUCUGCUUGGACUCAGGAGUAUAUACUUUCUAUGGUGGCGCUGCAAUUUGUUAUUAUACUGUAAUGGCUAAAAGUGAAGGCACUGUCUCCCCGACUCAAACCUUUAUCAUAUGGGGUAAAUAUCUAUGGUAAAUAUCUAUGGUUAGAGUUAAACAGAAACUCCAGAGGUCUCUAUGACUGACUGUGAGAUAGAUAUUUAAAAAAUCAAAGGUUGUUUUAAUCAAAUAAAAAAUAUAUAUACAGUCAUAUUGUUUUGGGAUGUUU
Anguilla rostrata (American eel) is the source of this 4436-nucleotide messenger RNA. RefSeq names its product desmoglein-2.1-like. Gene Ontology annotation, biological process: cell-cell adhesion mediated by cadherin; cell-cell junction assembly; calcium-dependent cell-cell adhesion. Lineage: Eukaryota; Metazoa; Chordata; Actinopteri; Anguilliformes; Anguillidae. Gene Ontology annotation, molecular function: calcium ion binding; cadherin binding. The transcript has 14 exons. The record is from RefSeq and is a predicted model, not a curated record. Gene Ontology annotation, cellular component: adherens junction; catenin complex; plasma membrane. Bases 89 to 3787 code for a protein of 1232 amino acids.